Messenger RNA from Neltuma alba, 1552 nucleotides. RefSeq lists its product as uncharacterized. Bases 78 to 1199 code for a protein of 373 amino acids. Gene Ontology annotation, cellular component: chloroplast. The transcript is spliced from 4 exons. The record is from RefSeq and is a predicted model, not a curated record. NCBI's taxonomy places the organism in Eukaryota, Viridiplantae, Streptophyta, Magnoliopsida, Fabales, Fabaceae.
GGCCGUGAAAUAUCAUCGAACUGGCAGUCAGCAUUUUCUGCCAUCACCCAGCUUCUAUCUCUGCAUCUUUCAUCUCCAUGGCGCUCUCUGCUACAUUCUCCGCUCCAUCAUCGCCAAGCCUCAAACUUUCCGCCAAAUUUCGUAGAUUUUGUUUCUCUCAUACCAUCAAUUUCCGUAGGCCCCUUCAAAUUAGGGCUUCAACUACUCUUGAUUACUCCAAUGUCUCUGUAAAUGACAAGCCCACCCCAUUAAAGACUAAUACUUGGCAAUGGAAAUUCAAAGACAAUAAUAUCAGUAUUUAUUAUGAAGAGCAUGUAAAGGAUGGUGCUGAACCUUCCCAGAAUAUUUUGAUCAUGCCAACCAUUUCUGAUGUAAGCACUGUUGAGGAAUGGAGGUCCGUGGCUGGAGAAAUUGUCCAACGUGAUGGCAAAGUCAAUUGGCGAGCAACUAUAGUUGAUUGGCCUGGUCUGGGAUAUUCUGAUAGGCCAAAGAUUGAUUACAAUGCUGAUGUCUUAGAAAAUUUUUUGGCUGAAUUCAUCAAUGCACCCAAUAGCCCGAUUAAGCAACCAGAAAAUGAUUUAGUAAUAUUCGGAGGAGGCCAUGCAGCAUCAAUAGUUCUUCGUGCUGCAAAAAAGGGUUUGGUGAAGCCCAAAGCUGUAGCUGCUGUUGCUCCAACUUGGGCCGGGCCCCUUCCUAUUGUGUUUGGUCGAGAUUCUAGCAUGGAAACAAGGUAUGGCCUUCUAAGAGGCACCUUGAAGGCCCCUGCUGUUGGCUGGAUGAUGUACAACAUGCUUGUGAGCAAUGAGAAGGCAAUUGAAUCACAGUACAAAUCCCACGUCUAUGCAAACCCUGAUAACGUGACUCCAGGAAUUGUGGAAAGCAGAUAUGCAUUGACAAAACAAAAAGGAGCUCGUUAUUUGCCUGCUGCUUUCUUGACUGGGGAGUUGGACCCUGUAACAUCUCGCGAGGAGUUCCUUGAACUCUUUGCAUCUUUGGAAGGAAAGACACCCAUCCUUGUUGUAUCAACCAAAGGAGCUCCAAAGAGGUCAAGGGCAGAGAUGGAAGCUCUUAAAGGAGCCAAAGGAGUGACCAAGUUUGUGGAGGUGCCAGGUGCUCUACUUCCACAAGAAGAGUAUCCUGCUAUUGUUGCGGAAGAGCUUCACCAGUUCUUGCAAGAAUGUUUUGACUCCCGGGCUUAACAUUGGUGUUCACGGUUCUGCUACAGGUUUCCCCCUUUUACGUGUUGGUGAGGUUUUGGAGGUCCCAGUAUUCAUAUAUGGAAGAAUGAAGUUUGUGCAAAGAUAAACAUGAGGGUAACUGUACAAGCGUGAUUUCUUUUUGGACAUAAUCCCUAUUUUGUAUAUUCGUACUUUUUAUAGAUUCCGGAGCUAUCUGGAUGAACUGGAGCAUAGGACAUUAGAGGAGGCAAUCUGUUAAUGAUGAACCAGAAAUCAGACCUGGAAGAGGUUAUUCUGUGUUGUGGUUUGUGACAAGCCUGUAAACUCGUACAAGUAUAAAAUCUCUCUCUCUCUCUCUCUCUCUAAAUGUUACA